This is a messenger RNA of Lactuca sativa (garden lettuce), 627 nucleotides long. RefSeq lists its product as uncharacterized. Lineage: Eukaryota; Viridiplantae; Streptophyta; Magnoliopsida; Asterales; Asteraceae. The record is from RefSeq and is a predicted model, not a curated record.
AUGGCCUCAACUGAAAUGGUGACAAAAUUAGGGUUGAUCACUACGAAUCACCCUAAGCCUUAUGCACUCCAUUGGAUAGAUGAUGGAAAUAAGGUCAAAGUAACAAAACAGGUGAAGGUUGCUCUCACAAUGGGAUCUUAUGAAGACGAGGUAUUAUGUGAUGUCAUCCACGUGGAUGCAUGUCAUAUACUGUUAGGGAGGCCAUGGCAAUUUGACCCUGAUUUUGUGCAUAGGGGGAGGACUAACGAACACGAGUUGAAGCAUAAUGGCAAAAAAAUUAUGCUUAAGCCCAUGUCCUCAUCAGUUAUGAGAUCCAUGAGUACUAAGCAAGGAAAAAGGCCAACUCUUACCAUGUUGGCUAGUGAAAAGGAAGUGGAGCAAAUCCUUGAUCACGAGGAGGUGGUGUACAUGUUGGUGGCUAAAGGAGAUGCAAAGGCUGAUCGAAAUGACCGACUAGAUGGUCCUUUGGCAGAUUUACUUGUGAAGUAUGGAGACGUUUUUCCAACGGAACUCCCACCAGGUUUACCUCUCAUUCGUGGCAUUGAACAUCAAAUUGAUCUCAUUCCAGGUUCCCCCGUACCAAACAAAGCAGCUUAUCGUUGCAAUCCGGAAGAAACUAAGAAUUAG